Cheilinus undulatus (humphead wrasse) is the source of this 1833-nucleotide messenger RNA. RefSeq names its product dynein axonemal assembly factor 1 (gene dnaaf1). The transcript has 2 exons. Bases 31 to 1833 code for a protein of 600 amino acids. The record is from RefSeq and is a predicted model, not a curated record. Gene Ontology annotation, molecular function: protein binding. NCBI's taxonomy places the organism in Eukaryota, Metazoa, Chordata, Actinopteri, Labriformes, Labridae.
GUCCAAAAAAAGACGGAUGUUUUGAGCCAAAUGGAGACUGGAAAGACCGAGAUAAGUUCUUCUAUCAAAGAUGGAGCUGAAGAAAUCAGUGAAACUCUUCAGGAGAGAAAGGAAAAACCUUCAGGGCCCAGAAUGACCAAGGCUUUCCUCAGAGAUCACUGUAAGCAACACAAACUUUAUUUCACACCUUGCCUGAAUGACACCUUAUACCUGCAUUUCAAAGGGUUCUCCAUGAUCGAGAACCUAGAGGAGUACACUGGGCUGCGCUGUCUCUGGCUGGAGAGCAAUGGUCUCCAUCGCAUCGAGAACCUGGACCACCAAAGAGACCUGCGCUGCUUGUUCCUUCAGCAGAACCUCCUCCACAAGCUGGAGAACCUAGACCCCCUGACGAAGCUCUGCACCCUAAACGUCUCCAACAACUACAUCCGCGUCAUCGAGAACAUUUCCUGCCUCCCAAACCUGAGCACUCUGCAGAUCGCCCACAACAAGCUACAGACGGUGGAGGACAUCGACCAUCUGAGACAGUGCCCUGCCAUCAGCAUCCUGGACCUGUCCCAUAACCUGUUAGACGACCCUGAGUUCCUCUCCGUCCUGGAGGCCAUGCCAGACCUAAGAGUGCUAAACCUCAUGGGAAAUGGUGCGAUGAAGAAAAUCCCGAACUACAGGAAGACCAUGAUCGUACGCCUCAAGCAGCUCAAUUUCCUGGAUGACCGCCCCGUGUUCCCCAAAGACCGGGCCUGUGCUGAGGCAUGGGCGGCCGGUGGUCUGGAAGGGGAGUGUAAAGAGAGGGAGCAAUGGGAGACCAGGGAGAGGAGGAAAAUUCAGGACAGUCUGGAUGGUCUUGCCAAGAUUCGAGAGGAAGCCCAGAAGAGAAAGCGCCUUCGACAGCUGGAGAAGGAGGGGGGAACCACAGCUUCUUCCACCACUUCAGAGGAUCCACAUGAGGAAAAAGAUGAACAGGGUUUGAUUUCUCCACAAGAAGAGAAUAUUCAAACAUUUGCACAGAGCUGCCAGGAUGAAGAAUACCUGCAGACACAAUCGGCAAAGGAGUCGGUCAAAAAUCAGCCAGACGUCAACGACCGAGAGGAAGAACAGCUGAGUGAAGAAGACAGAGAAGAGUUUGUGAAUGAUGAGCAUAAUAAAACAGCAACAGAGCAGGAUGUGGGAGGGGAUGAAGAAGGGCCAAAUCCAAAGUAUUCAGCACAGGAACAAGAGGACAUGAGAAUCACAGGAGAGGAAGAUGAAGGAGAAGAGGGAGAUGAAGAAAAAGAUAACAGGCAACAACAAAAACUUGGAAAUGUGUUUUCAGGAAAUGCAGAGGAGGGAAAGGCGGCAGACCCAGGAGCUCAGUCAGAACAGAAACAUCGACCCUUGGUUGAGGCAGCUCUUCCUGAGCCAGACCAGAUUGUACCUGCUUAUGGUCCAGGACCAUUGGUGACAGAGCUGGAAGACCCAGAGCAAAUCGAGACCAUCCCCCUAACAUCAGAUUGCUUGCUGCGUAUCGAUGACCUACCUGACCUGGAGGAUGUGGACACAGAAGACUUCCCAGACAUUCAGCCAGCAUUCAAACCCAAAAUAGAGUUUUUAUCAGGAGGCAACGAUGAGGACGAAGCAGUUGGGAAUCAUCAGAGGGAAAGCCUCGGCUCUGGUCCAAAUAAAACCUCGCUGUUCUUUAUGGGUGACAGUAAACGGUCAGCAGAGGAGUCUAUCAGCUCAUCAUCACUGCUGUUUCCAGAGCAUGACGAUGACUUUGAGGUCUGUGAACCUGCAGGGAAGUCCAAAUCAGUCCAACCUCCAUCUCCAUCACGCUGCUUAAUCGAGGAGCUGGACUGA